Messenger RNA from Schistosoma curassoni, 550 nucleotides. Lineage: Eukaryota; Metazoa; Platyhelminthes; Trematoda; Strigeidida; Schistosomatidae. The record is from the annotation of a GenBank genome assembly.
GGCGGAUGCUUUUUAUUCUUCUAAGUGAUGUUGUGGAAUAAAUGGAUUCUACGUUGUUUAAUUAUAUUCAAUACAUUUUACUGGAUUACAGGAUGUAUUGCUUUAAGUGUUGGAAUUUAUGAAAUCACUUAUAGUGAUUAUCAUUUUCUUCGAGGAAAAUAUGCUUUAGGAUUAUUUACUGGAUUUUAUAUGAUAUGUUCAUGUGGGAUAAUUAUUUUAAUAUCUAGUCCAUUUGGUUGGGCUGGGAUCCUGUCAAGAUCAAGAGGUAUAUCAAUAUCAUUUUGUAUUAUUCUGGUACUUAAUGGAAUUUGUCUACUUAGUUGUGGAAUAUGGUCAUCAAAAUAUUCUGAAAAUUUCGUACUAUAAUUCAAAUACUCCUAAUCAUCAUAUUGGUGUCGCGAUGGAGCCUGUGAUGGAAUUGUUGGAUAUACAUUCAGAUUUAGAUGCUUUUGAGGAUUAUUUUGAAAGGUUCGAAAUCUCGGCUAUGACCAAGGAAGAUGAUGAGGAUGUUAAUAUUGUAGCACAUUUCCUCACAUUCAUCGGAAAAGAA